Molecule: messenger RNA, 978 nt
Organism: Sarcophilus harrisii (Tasmanian devil)
Lineage: Eukaryota; Metazoa; Chordata; Mammalia; Dasyuromorphia; Dasyuridae
Product: basic salivary proline-rich protein 4-like
Exons: 1
Coding region: 1-978 (325 amino acids)
Source: RefSeq, a predicted model, not a curated record
AUGGCAUGGCCGGGGCGCGGGCUCCCCGACCCCGGGGGGAGGCAGCCCCCGACGGCCGGGAGGCGGACGCUGGGUCCCCGGGCGUCCGGCGCCGGCGCGCGGGAAGGCGGGCGGAGGCUGCCCGGUCAGCGUCCCCGGGGCCGCAGGGCCGGGGUCCUGGCCAUGGCCCCGCCUGCCCGGUGCGCCCCGCGCUUCCCUGGGGGCUCGGGGUCCGCCCGCGGGUCCGCAGCUGAGCCGCAGCAGGCGCCGGAGCUCUCGGCCCGCCCUCCCUCCUGCUCCGCCAGAGACGCCCAACUAAGUCCCAGCCUCAGCCCGGGCUCCUCAGAUGCAGGCACAUGGACCCCGCGGGCGGGACGCGGGCGGGGGAGCCAGAGCUCCGGACUCCCGAUUGGGCGAGCGGCCCGUCCCUCGCGCCAAGCUCCGCCUCCUUGCCGUCACCCCCGGAGGACUGGCGAAAUCAUAAAGUGCCCCGAACUCUGCGGAGCCGCAGCCCGGGCCCGCGGACCCCCCGUCCUGAGCGGCCGCCCGAGGCUCCCCGAGGCUCCCCGAGGCUCCCCGGGCGCGCCCGACGGGCGCUCGGGCUCGCUCUCCCGGGGCCGGCUGCAGGCGCCGGACCCCGGCGCGACCGGACGCCUCGCUCCCUGCCGGCCCCCAGCCUCCUCCGCCCCGCGCUGGACGCCGCCCGCCCCCCGAGGCGAAUCCUGCCCUUCCUGGAGCCUCCCGGGAGGCCAGGGCUGGGGAGCCUUCGAGGAGCCCGGCCCCUGCACCUGCAGGCGAGGGAGGUCACCUCCGGGGAAGCCCCUGGAGCCCAGGAAGGGAGCGGAGCCCGGGCCCGGGCGCUCUGAAUCGCCCCCUCGCAGCCCCGAGGAUCGGGGGCCGUGGAGGUCUUCAAGCCCGACCCCUGGUUUUAUAGAGAGCGGGAAACUGAGGCACCGAGCGGGAAAGGCGAGUGCCCAAAGUCACGCAGCCAAUGGCUAG